Messenger RNA from Orbilia oligospora ATCC 24927, 1356 nucleotides. RefSeq lists its product as uncharacterized. NCBI's taxonomy places the organism in Eukaryota, Fungi, Ascomycota, Orbiliomycetes, Orbiliales, Orbiliaceae. Bases 1 to 1356 code for a protein of 451 amino acids. Gene Ontology annotation, biological process: negative regulation of rDNA heterochromatin formation; negative regulation of silent mating-type cassette heterochromatin formation. The transcript is spliced from 5 exons. Gene Ontology annotation, cellular component: Rpd3L complex; cytosol. The record is from RefSeq and is a predicted model, not a curated record.
AUGUCGCAAACUGCCGCCGAAAAGGCUACACUUCUUCAGAUUAUCGCAGACUGUAAGGCUGCCGUCAGGAGACACGAUGACUCAUCGGACUCGGACGAAACAGAAGUCGCAUACGGUACAAACAGAGGGAACAAACUCAAGAGGAAGGCGCGACAAGUCCAUGCCGGGAGUCUCGACGAACCGACGGGGAAGAAACUCACGCCGGAGGUGAUCGAGUACAAUGGCCGGCAACGAAUGAUUCUUUAUCGAAACACUGGAAAGCGGGACGAACCUGAAGAACAGCGGGCACCGGGGUCGGGAAGAAAGAGAAAACAGAAGGCCAAUGCUAAUAUCGAAGAAGAGGGCCCUGUUGAUCUGGACCCUUAUGCCAAUAUUCAUCUUGAGACUCUCCUUGCGCCUGCCGUCGAGCCGAAGGACAUACCGAACCACCCUGCCUUAUCAAUACCAUAUAAAUCCCGGCACCUAACCGACCUAUGCGACCAAGUCUUGGAUAUAAUAUGCGCCGAACAUAAACAUCUUGUCACGAUAAAACGACUAUUAACCCACUUAUUGGGGGAUGAUCCGUGGGUUUCGGGCGAUAAGAUGGAGUCGGUAGUGGCGCCGAAGUUUAUCCAAGAGGCACAGGCUAUGAUUCAGGAACGGGAAAGGGCAAAGGCUGUCGCCAGUGAACUGGAGAGCCAGCCGAAAGAGACCCAAUCGACGAUACCUGACGGGGAUAUCGAAAUGUUGGAUAGUGCAAGACCGGAUGAGGGUGCCGAAAAGCUGCCUACAAAUGAAGUACCAGCAAAGUCGCCGAUACCAAAGGUUGAGCAUCCAUCCCCGCCAGAUGGGUUCGCAGAGGCCGCAGGUGAAUCAUCAUCGACAGCACAGAACAGACUGCCUCAGAACCCACCGGCAGCGGUAACCAACGACGACCCGAACGUCAUGCAAAUAAUUGAUGGUACUACCUCUGCACCUGCAGGUCUCCCAGCCGGUGUGGAUCCGUACGAGAUCAUAAAUUGUACUUCUCCCUGGUUCUACCCGCCGGCACGCGAUGAAGAUGCUAGAAAUUUUGGUCUCCCACCACAGGAAGCUGAAGAGACCCGGCAACUGCUGCUGUUGGCUGUACAAAAGGAAGAAGAAUUCAUCAGAGGGCUGGAAAGGGUUCGUGCCAUGCUGUUGAAAGCUGACCGACAGCGUAAGGAUGUUUGGAACUGGUGCCGUGCAGAUGGGGCACCAGAUCUAAGCGACGGGGAGGAUUAUGUGGACUUGGAGUACUGGGGCCUGAAGGAGGGAGAUCUAGUGAAGGGGGCAGAGGAGGAAGAGGAGGAAGAUCCAAAGGGCAAGAAGACAGCCCGGACAAGUCGGAGAAACUAG